This is a messenger RNA of Asparagus officinalis (garden asparagus), 583 nucleotides long. Its product is annotated as eukaryotic translation initiation factor 3 subunit E-like. Gene Ontology annotation, cellular component: cytoplasm; nucleus; eukaryotic translation initiation factor 3 complex. Gene Ontology annotation, biological process: translational initiation. Gene Ontology annotation, molecular function: translation initiation factor activity. NCBI's taxonomy places the organism in Eukaryota, Viridiplantae, Streptophyta, Magnoliopsida, Asparagales, Asparagaceae. The transcript has 2 exons. The coding region runs from base 77 to 568 and encodes 163 amino acids. The record is from RefSeq and is a predicted model, not a curated record.
CGUUUUAGCUCCCCUCUCCAUCUAGGGUUUCUCUCUCUCUCUCUCUCUCUCAACCUAGAACGAAACCCUAGAAGCCAUGGCGAAUUACGACCUCACAUCUCGAAUCGCUCCUCAUCUCGACCGCCAUCUGGUUUUCCCCUUGCUCGAGUUCCUUCAGGAGCGCGGUUUUUACAACGACGAUGACAUCUUGAAGGCCAAGAUCGAGCUUUUGAGCAAAACGAACAUGGUUGAUUACGCUAUGGACAUCCACAAGAACCUCUAUCACACUGAAGAGGUUCCUCAAGAGAUGUUUAAUAGGAGAACGGAGGUCGUUUCGAGGCUGAAAUCAUUGGAGGAGUCUGCAGCUCCUUUGAUUUCGUUCCUUCAGAAUCCGUCUUAUGUUCAGGAGCUCAAGGCUGAUAAGCAAUACAACGUCCAGAUGCUCAAUGACCGGUUUAAGGUUCUUUUUUUAUUUGCUAUGGUUGUAUUGCUGAAUUUAUUUGAUUUAAAACUGAACAGAAAUCUGCAGGAAAGUUGUUAUUCUGCUAUUGUUUACUUGAGAUUAUCAAAUAUCCUUGAAACUAUCUAACGGUUUAGGGGUUAG